AUGAAGUUGAGUCACCACCAAAAUCACAAACAAUUUCCGACUUUGGCACCAGGUCCCCCGCGGAUGUUUGCUCCGCAGACGUCCACAGCGGUCACCAAGCCAAAGAAGAAUUCCACUGCCUGCUUAGCAUGCAAGGCAGCAAAGAGGAAGUGUUCUGGACCCGACGCACCUUGUAAGGCCUGUCAGGCCGCCGGUACCGAGUGUUACUUUGAUCCCAGCCGAGACCUCAGACGCAAAGUAGCAGUGAAGCGAACGAUUCAAGAGCUCACAAACCACAAGGAGCUCUUAACUGCUUUGUUAAAGACUCUCAAGAACGCCGACGAGACGCAACUUGAAGGUAUUCUAAAUUUGAUUCGGAAUGAAUCUCCAUUGGAAGAAAUCGCAGAGAGUGUCGGAGGUCCCGCAACGACAUUCGCCGAUCCCCAGGAACUGUCUACUGCGAGUAGCUUGGCCAUCUCUGAUUAUGGGGAUCAACCAGGGGAAAUUUCAGGAUCUGGGCCUCAGGCGAGACGGACUUCCGACACAAGCCUCAUGGCAAGCUCUCCAGAAGACACUCAAUUCAUGAAGAUACCACAACUUCCGGUGAUCAGUCCUUAUGCGCGGGUCUCACUGGAAAGCCUCUGUGACAUACCUUUGUUCGAGGUACCGGCAAAACCAUGGACACAAAUUACAGAUAGCGACUAUCUGGUCUCCCAUCUUGUCUCACUCUACUUCACAUGGGAUCAUCCAGGCUCGCAAUUUCUUGACCAACGCGCUUUCCUAGCGCAUAUGAGGGAUGCGGAUCCAAAGUCGGAGUUUUGUACACCUCUUCUGGUAAACAGUCUUUUGGCAAUGGCCAGUACACAUUCCGAUAGCCUCCACGUGCUAUCAAAUCCUGACAAUGCCUUCUCAAAGGGCCAGCUCUUCUUUGAUGAGGCGCAAAGAUUAUGGGAGACCGAGCUCGAAACUAGCUUGUCCCCCAUUAGCCUGCCUAACAUACAGGCUCUUCUGCUAAUGUGCUGUUUAUUUAAACUUCAAGGCCGAGUCAAGAAAGGCUGGGUGGUACUCGGACAAGCUGUUCUAAUGGCCCAAGGAACAGGGCUCUUCGAUACACCCAGCAUGAAGCAAGAUACGAUAGUAUCAGAGAUGGAGCACGUUCGUACGAUUACUGCUUGGGGUAUAUUUAAUUUGCGCUCACAACUGUCAGUGGAGCUGGAAAUGAUCGCUCCUUUGGAACAUCCCCUUUCAGAUAUCACAAUUUGCAGCAACGAUGAUGUUGAUUGGACCCCAUAUCCACGAUCCAAUAAAAUCACAUAUUCAAAACAACCAGCUCGCCUCCCACAGAUCCGACAAGGGCUAGUUGAUAUCGCCAAAAUUUUGAGCGAUGUUCAGAAGCUUAUAGGCUCUGGUAAUCGAGGCGUUGGCUCUGAUGACUUGUGGAGACAAGCAGAGAGCUCUUUUGAUCGCCUGAAUACUUGGCUCCAACACUGGCCUACGUUAUCGGAGAUGCAAAACGAUCCACUCCCCCAAGUUCUUCUCACCAGAAUUAAAUGUCUCGAGGCUACAAUCUCGCUUUUUGAGGUGUUGAUUGGCUCUGCCCAGCCACAAAUCGCUCGACAAGCUCGAAUUUACCAAAUCAAGUCAGCUCAUGAAAUGGCUCAGUGUCUUCACAUUCAUCGCCGCUCCUACGGUCUCAAGCAUAUACCCAGCCAAGUCGUCGGCGCCACUCAGAUCGGUCUUCGGGUGAUGAUCCGCCACUUUGAAGACAGUGAUGAAUCAAGGCAGGCUUUUGCUGAGCUCUGUCGCUUUGGAAUGUCUCUCAGUUCAAAAUACCAGGAAACUGCAAAUGUGGUUCAGGAAAUUAAGACAAAAGCCUUGCAACAAAACUUACGUCUUCCCCAUGAAAUUGUUGCCAUUCUCGAUGACAAAGGUUACGAAUCGUGA
Messenger RNA from Penicillium brevicompactum, 1923 nucleotides. RefSeq names its product putative C6 transcription factor. Gene Ontology annotation, biological process: regulation of DNA-templated transcription; DNA-templated transcription. The coding region runs from base 1 to 1923 and encodes 640 amino acids. The transcript is spliced from 6 exons. Lineage: Eukaryota; Fungi; Ascomycota; Eurotiomycetes; Eurotiales; Aspergillaceae. The record is from RefSeq and is a predicted model, not a curated record. Gene Ontology annotation, molecular function: DNA binding; zinc ion binding; DNA-binding transcription factor activity, RNA polymerase II-specific.